Molecule: messenger RNA, 1551 nt
Organism: Oikopleura dioica
Lineage: Eukaryota; Metazoa; Chordata; Appendicularia; Copelata; Oikopleuridae
Source: the annotation of a GenBank genome assembly
AUGUUUCUGUUAGCUUUAUCUGGGCUCGUUGGACUGGCCUUUUCGAGGUCGGUUCCGGUGGAGGAGCCACAACAAGGUCCUGCAGUUGGAGAAGCUAUCGAUACAGGACUCUUCUACGACAGCUAUUUGCAAGAAGUGAUAAAGACGCUGGACAAAGAUCCGGCUUUCCGAGAAAAGAUGCAAAACGUAAACCUGGACGAGGUGAAGAUCGCCACUUUUUCGAAAGAACUAAACAACGUUGCAAAACACGUGCGGGACGAACUCGAUGUUCUCAAGCGAAAAGAAGUUGAUCGAAUUCGAAAGCUGCUAAAAAUGAAAGCGACGAUGGAGAAGGGAAAGCAGGUGAACCAACGCGCGAUUGUCGAGGCUGCUGCUGGUCACUUCGACCAUUUCAAUCCCGAGUCCUUCUCCCCUAAAGAUCUCGAGAAGCUGAUAGGCACCGCCACCGCCGACCUCCAGAAUUACGACGAAAAAAGACACAAAGAAUUCAUUGAAUACGAAAUUCAAAAGCAACUUGACUUGGAGGAAAAAAUGGCGAAAAUGGACGAAGCGCAAAAGGCGGCUCUGCUCGAGGAACAAAAACAAAAGCGCAAACGUCACAACGAUCACCAAAAAAUACCUCAUCCAGGCUCUAAAAAGCAACUUCAAGAGGUGUGGGAAGAGGAGGAUCGAAUGGCUGGCCAGGCUUUCGAUCCAAGAACCUUUUUUCUAUUACACGAUGUGAACGGCGACAUGUACAUUGAUCCCUACGAACUGGAGGCGAUUUUUCAGGCGGAACUUGACAAAGUCUACGACCCUAACAAUCCUGAUGAUGAUAUCCGCGAAAUGGAAGAAGAACGCGCUAGAAUGCGAGAACAUGUCAUGAAGGAAGUGGACGUGAACGAAGACGGCGCCAUCUCGCUCAAAGAAUUCAUGGAUUACACAAAUUCUAUGGAAUUUGUCAAGCCAACGAACACCUACCAUAUGAUCGAUGAAAUGAUCGAAAAAGGCGAGGUCUACACUUCACAAGAAUUAAAGGAGUACAAAGAACGAGUGGCUGCCCACGAAGCUGAACUCAAACAACGACUCGCGAAUCUGAAGGAAGAAGCGCUUAAACUUGCCAAUCAAAAGAAGCAGUUCGUUGACGCCAAGGCCAAGGCUCAAGAACUCAACGACCCUAUGAUUGAUCAGGCUAUCAAGAAGACUGAGAACGAUCUCAAUCAGCGUGAGCUCGGUCUCAUGGCGAAACAUGCUGAUGCCGUCGAAAUGGGCAAAGAAACUCUUGCGAUGAAGCAAGACCUCGCAAAGAAACAGAUUGAAGCCUACAUGACAGACGCUGAUAUGGAGGAAAUGCGCAUCAAAUAUGAGAGAUUGAAAGAAGAUGUCGAGAAUAUGCUCAAGAAUAAAGAAGGGGAAUACGAGGAGCAAAUUAAAGCUGCUAAAGCGAAUAUGGAGAAGGCCCAGAAAGAGGUCAGAGAGAAACUUAUGGCCCAGCAAGAGGAAAUGGCUGCGAAGAUCAGAGCUGCUCAAGAAGCGCGAGACAUAGCAGGCCAAACCGAUCAACAGCUUUAG